Cladophialophora carrionii CBS 160.54 is the source of this 1113-nucleotide messenger RNA. RefSeq lists its product as uncharacterized. The transcript has a single exon. NCBI's taxonomy places the organism in Eukaryota, Fungi, Ascomycota, Eurotiomycetes, Chaetothyriales, Herpotrichiellaceae. Gene Ontology annotation, cellular component: SNARE complex; endoplasmic reticulum. The record is from RefSeq and is a predicted model, not a curated record. Gene Ontology annotation, biological process: retrograde vesicle-mediated transport, Golgi to endoplasmic reticulum. The coding region runs from base 1 to 1113 and encodes 370 amino acids.
AUGACUGACCUGACCCCAGCUUUGUCCAAUAUUCUGGUGCAGAAGCACUCCUCAAAAGCGCUCUCUCCACCCUGCGACCUUACGGCCAAGCUAGACUCGUUUCUCCGGGAAGCGUACCAGAUCAACAGAUCCAUAUCCUCUCUGUUGGACUAUUUACGAGCGAUACGGACUCCCUAUCUAUCAAGCGCCCCUCCUCCGCGCCAGAAACGUGUCGACGUCGAACGCCAGUCGCUGUCUUCCCAUAUACCGGGCCGGCAUGUACCGGAGCAUCUGAACGACUCUCAACGUGAAGCCAUUGACUCGGAAACGUCCUCAGUCCUACGAGAUAUCAAUAAGAAGAUAACAGAUCUCAACUCGGCAGUGAGUCUACAGCACGACACGGCAAGUAAAGUCCUUGAGCAAAAAUAUGGAAAACCCAGUGGAGUACUGUGGCGCUGGGCAGCAGGCGACGGUGAUACACCGGACGCAGGCAAACCGCAGGCACAAAUCGACGAGGAAGGACAGUUAAGGACAUUGAAGAUGUUCAGAGACGGCGUCUUGUGGUACCUGGGGAAAAUGCUCAAGGACGCUAUCACAGUCCAGCAGGAGAUGGUGGAGAAGCGCCUCGAGCGCGAACAGCAGAAGCAGAUGAGCAUACUGUACAACCCGCGGAACAAGGGUGUACGCGCAAACAACGGCAUGGAAGCCACCGUAACUGGCGUGUCGGAGGGAAUUCCGCCAACCCAGGAUCUGCGUGGCCACGACGAAUACACACCCUGGACAGAGUCCCAGGGCGGCGUGGAACAGGAGCUCUCGCCCGAGCAGCUCCAGCUAUUCGAAGAGGAGAAUCGAGGCAUCUUCGAGCACUUCAACGACCAGCUCGCCAAGGUCACGCAGGUGGAAAAGUCCCUGAUGGAGAUUGGGAGUCUGCAGCAGACGCUGGUCGGACACCUCAGUGUGCAAGGGGAGAUGAUUGAUACCUUGGUACAGGAUGCGAUGAACACGGAUGAGAAUGUGAGGAAGGGUAAUCGAGAGUUGAAAAGGGCCAGUGAGAGGGGGAGUACGGCGAGGCUGGUGUUCUAUGCGACGGUGGGGUUUUGCUCCUUCUUGGUGGUUUGGGACUUGGUAUUCUGA